CUCCGCGUAUUCACGAGCUCGCGAUUUUGCCUUGCCAAGUCCGUAUUCCCCAUGCUAUUGUAGAAUAGUAUGUGGGUUUUAUAUAACCGCGAAAAAAUGAUCAUUUGCCAUGUCUAGUUCCUGUUUUAGUGCUUAAGGAUUUUUUUUAACAACUUGCGAAAUACGAAUAAUUAGCAAAAUGGCAGCCAAAGUUGGUAAAAUUGCUGUACUAGGACUAACGGGCACCGCCGGAGCUGGUUUAGCCACAUACCUAUUGUUUAAAGAACAAAAUGAAAACUGGCCCUCGGUAAAUGCCCAAAAAUCCUCCCAAAGACUGAAGCGCCCGCUGCCGACGCGUAAUGAACAAAUUAAAUCCCUACAAACUGACAAGUUUGACAUUAUUGUAGUAGGAGGGGGAGCUACCGGUGCGGGAUGCGCCCUAGACGCGGUUACUAGAGGCUUAAAAACGGCCCUUAUUGAAGCUGAUGACUUUGCUAGCGGAACUAGUAGUAGGAGUACUAAGUUAAUCCAUGGAGGUGUAAGAUAUCUCCAGAAAGCCAUUAUGCAAUUAGAUUACGAGCAAUAUAGAAUGGUAAAAGAGGCACUUCACGAAAGAGCGGCAAUGCUGGAACAAGCUCCUCAUCUAGCACACCCGUUACCCAUUAUGUUGCCUGUAUAUACUUGGUGGCAAGUUCCAUACUUCUGGUUCGGCAUUAAAAUGUAUGAUUUGGUGGCAGGUGGCAAAACCUUGAAAAGUUCUUACUAUCUCUCGAAAAAGAAUGCCUUGGAACUAUUCCCCAUGCUCAAAGGAAACGCCCUUUGUGGAGGAAUCGUUUAUUAUGAUGGUCAGCAAGAUGAUGCUAGAAUGAACUUAGCUAUAGCAAUUACAGCUGCCCGAAUGGGUGCUACUGUAGCUAAUCACGUCAAAGUCACUAGUUUGCUUAAAGAAAAAAAUAGUGAAGGCAGAGAGGUGAUUUGCGGAGUUACUUGCAGGGAUGAAAUGACUGGGAAAACAUGGUCAGUACCUACCAAAUGUGUUAUUAAUGCCACCGGACCUUUCACCGAUAGUAUAAGGAAGAUGGAUAAUCCAAAAGUCAAGGAAAUCUGUUCACCUAGUAGUGGGGUGCAUAUCACUCUUCCAGGUUACUACAGUCCUGAACAAAUGGGUCUUCUAGAUCCCGCUACUAGCGAUGGAAGAGUUAUUUUCUUCCUUCCGUGGCAGAAGCAUACUAUUGCUGGUACCACUGAUCUUCCCUGUCAAGUUACUCACAAUCCCAAGCCUACUGAGGACGAAAUCAUGUUCAUUUUGGAAGAAGUCAAGAACUAUUUGAACCCUGAUGUUGAAGUUAGACGAGGUGAUGUUCUAUCAGCAUGGAGUGGCAUUAGGCCAUUAGUAUCUGAUCCAAAUAAGCCAGAUACUCAAUCUUUAGCAAGAAAUCACAUUGUCCAUGUAAGUGAUUCGAACUUAGUUACUAUUGCUGGCGGAAAGUGGACCACUUAUAGAUCCAUGGCUGAGGAAACUAUUGAUGCAGCAAUUGCUGCGUGCAAAUUGGAAGAUAUUUGCUCACAAAAGAAGUCCCAAACAGACGGUUUAUUAUUAGAAGGAGCCCACGAAUGGACUCCAACUAUGUAUAUCAGGCUAGUGCAAGAUUUUGGCUUGGAAUGCGAAGUGGCUCAACAUCUGGCUAAGAGCUAUGGAGACAGAGCUUUCGCAGUGGCUAAAAUGGCCAAUUUGACCGGCAAAAGGUGGCCUAUCAUUGGUAAAAAAAUUCAUCCAGAAUUUCCUUAUAUAGACGCAGAAGUCAGGUAUGGUUGUCGGGAAUACGCUAUGACCGCCAUAGAUAUGAUUGCUAGGAGAGUAAGAUUGGCCUUCUUAAACGUACAAGCUGCUCAAGAGGCACUUCCUGAUAUCAUUAAUAUUAUGGCUGAGGAGUUGAAUUGGUCAGAAGAUGAGAAAAAGAAACAAACAAAAUUAGCAACUGAGUUUCUACAAAAUGAGAUGGGUCAAAACGUUAACAGGGCGAGUAGGGACAAGAUUCCCAUUAACUUGAGCAAAGAAGAAAUUCAGCUUUAUAUUAAGAGGUUCCAAAUUAUUGACAAAGAUAGAAAGGGUUAUGUUUCUAUUAACGAUAUUAGACGAAGUCUUAAGGAGUUAGACGGCAAAGAAGUUCCCGGGGAGGAGUUACACGAAAUUUUAAGAGAAAUCGACACAAACAUGAACGGACAGGUGGAGCUUGAUGAGUAUUUACAGAUGAUGUCAGCGAUCAAGUCCGGUCAUGUCACAUAUUCGAGAUUUGCUAGAAUGGCAGAGCUAGAAGAACAGAAGCACGAAAGGGAAAUGUUGAAAAAGAAUAUCUCCGUCGAGAGAAGUGGUGGUGGUUUGUAAACAUAAAGUGUUUAAGUCAGUCAUUUUGUACAAAUCAUAUUAUUGUACUUAUGUAAAUAUUAAAUUAUUUAAGGUAAUAUCCAUUUUAUCGAAUAAAAUUAAUAGUUUUUGAUAACUGCAAUACACCAUAUAGGAAAUUGAUUUCAAUGGAAUUUGGAGUGUAGGAAAUUUUGUUGUUUUUAUUUGUUAUAAACAUUAUUUAUUUGGAACUUUAGGGAAUAGAUUGUGACGUAAAGAAUAAGUGGUUAAACAAUAAUAAACUGCGAUUCAACUGAAAUA
Anthonomus grandis grandis is the source of this 2644-nucleotide messenger RNA. It is a transcript of the gene Gpo1, whose product is annotated as glycerol-3-phosphate dehydrogenase, mitochondrial. The coding region runs from base 179 to 2365 and encodes 728 amino acids. Gene Ontology annotation, biological process: glycerol-3-phosphate metabolic process. Gene Ontology annotation, cellular component: mitochondrion; glycerol-3-phosphate dehydrogenase (FAD) complex. The transcript is spliced from 12 exons. Lineage: Eukaryota; Metazoa; Arthropoda; Insecta; Coleoptera; Curculionidae. The record is from RefSeq and is a predicted model, not a curated record. Gene Ontology annotation, molecular function: glycerol-3-phosphate dehydrogenase (quinone) activity; calcium ion binding.